Molecule: messenger RNA, 1374 nt
Organism: Aspergillus thermomutatus
Lineage: Eukaryota; Fungi; Ascomycota; Eurotiomycetes; Eurotiales; Aspergillaceae
Product: FAD-dependent oxidoreductase
Exons: 2
Coding region: 1-1374 (457 amino acids)
Molecular function (GO): monooxygenase activity; FAD binding
Source: RefSeq, a predicted model, not a curated record
AUGCCGCGCCGCAUCCUGAUCGUUGGCGGUGGAAUCGCCGGUCUCACGGCCAGCAUCGCUCUGGCUAAAGAGCUCUCAGAAGUCGAACCGGAUCUAGACAUCGCCGUCUAUGACAGUCGGACGGAACAUUCGAUGGGGGAUGGAGGGGCGAUCAGUCUCACUCCGAUUGCUCAGCACUACUUGGAUCAGCUAGGCGUGCUGCACGAACUCACUCGGAUGGGAGAAGACGCUGGGAUUGAAGUGGACGAAAUCAAAAUCUAUUCCCUACGCUCAGGGCGAUCAUUGGGUCCCUUGCGGUUUGCUGACGAGGCCGGACGUGGUUAUGGGGCCUAUACAAGCCGCCGAGUGCUGCGCAGCGCCCUCUUUCGCGCCAUGCUGGCCGUGGCGCGCCAGUACGCGCAAAUCUCGGUCGCAUUUAACAAGAAAUUAUCCAGCGCCAGUACCACUGAACACGCAGUGACACUUCAAUUCGAAGAUGGGACGACAGCCACGGGUGAUCUAGUACUAGGAUGUGAUGGCGUCCACUCUGUGGUCCGCACGCAGCUGGUCGAUCCCGGCAACCAGUCUGAAUAUUCCGGCAUUUCCUUCAUUCAGAGCCUGGCUCCGAGCGACCGGGUAGCAUUACCAUCUCAUUUCGACCAAACAGCCAUUCAUUUGACUCGGCAAGGAUCGCUGUUGGCAAGCUACUGCCACCCGAGUCAUCGGACCAUGUUUGUCGCCGCGAUCAUGCGGGUGAAUGAACACAUUAUCGAGCGAUACCGCGCGAUAGCCUGUGCCGAUACAGCGGCACUCAAGUCCGCGCAGAUGGCCCUUCGUUAUCAGGUGCGUAGUAAAUUCGGCGCCUCGGCUUUUCCGUGGAUUCGGGAGUGGAUUGAGCAGACGCAUGAUUGGGAGUUGUAUCCCAUCUAUCAGGUGCAUCAACGGGGGAAAUGGCAUAUCGACCGCGUUCUGCUGCUCGGGGAUGCCGCACACGCAAUGCCACCGCGCGAGGAAUCCGCCGCGUACGCCAUCGAAGAUGCGGUCAUCUUCGCGCAGAUCUUCGCCUGUGGGCGUGAUUGUGCGCUCCGUGAUCUGUUUCGAGAAUAUGAGAAUGCCCGGCGAGAGCUGGUCGAUAAAGCGUUUGAUGCCACCCGCAGGCUGUGGCAGAGCGACCUGGACAGAGGACUUUUUCCCGGUCAUUUUCGCGACUGUAUGUCGUCUAUCCAGCUGGCACCGGCUCCUUCGCUGGCCAAUUCGCCCGCGGACCCGAUGAGAAAACGAAUCUUCCCGCCGCCGACGCACGAAAGCAUGUCCGAUCUAUCUGUGUAUACAUUGACAAGCGAACUAGAGGGGGCGCUUGAUGCGGAUGAGGGCAGGACAAAAGCCCCUUUGUGA